Messenger RNA from Aspergillus aculeatinus CBS 121060, 704 nucleotides. RefSeq names its product Clavaminate synthase-like protein. Lineage: Eukaryota; Fungi; Ascomycota; Eurotiomycetes; Eurotiales; Aspergillaceae. The transcript is spliced from 3 exons. The record is from RefSeq and is a predicted model, not a curated record. The annotation marks the transcript as partial.
CACAUUCCCUCCACUCUCCAUUAAAUCCCUGCCAUAUAUGUGAAGCUUCAUCAUGCCUCGAAUCUCCUACCACGGACUGAUCACGGGUGCCGAGCAAGACCUCCAGUCGCUCACGCAAGCAGCUCUCGUGGAUGGCUUCUUUAGUCUGGAUCUCGACUGUCCAGAGGGCGUGAGGCUGCGUGAGGACAUUUGCUUUCUUGAAAAAUUCUCUGAGAACGUCUUCGACAUCCCCACUCCCGUCAAGAAGCGCUUUGAUUUCAAGACACUGGGACGGUUUCGAACCACGGGAUAUAAGCCCUUGGGCAUUGAAGAGGGCGCGAAGGCCGGAGAGCCCGACGGAUUCGAGAUGUUUAUGUUGCCCCAAAAUGAGUUUCUCCUGCCCAGUUUCCGUUCCGCACUCCAGUCCCCCGACCUAGUUUUCGCCCACCGGGAGGCUCUCACGCGCUGCAUGGAGCACUACGAGCAAGCAGCGCAGCUCAUUCUGCAGCGCGUCAGCGAAGUCCUGGAUCUUGGCGACGCGCUGCUGGCGGCCCAUCACCCCUCGGAGCCCUCGGUCACGAACCUGGGCUUCCUGAAGUAUCCGCCGCAGCCGCCCGGGUCGCGCAACUUUGGACACAUCGCGCACACGGACGUGGGCAGCCUGACGCUGCUGUCGGCCACCGCGCGGGGGCUGCAGGUCAUCGACGUCGCGCGGCAGGACUGGG